This is a messenger RNA of Zymoseptoria tritici IPO323, 385 nucleotides long. RefSeq lists its product as uncharacterized. The record is from RefSeq and is a predicted model, not a curated record. The transcript has 4 exons. The coding region runs from base 41 to 289 and encodes 82 amino acids. NCBI's taxonomy places the organism in Eukaryota, Fungi, Ascomycota, Dothideomycetes, Mycosphaerellales, Mycosphaerellaceae.
CAUCACUAUUCACGAACAAACAACACCUUCCACCGACAACAUGAAGACCACUCAGAUCUUUCUCAUGAUAGCUGCCGCCGCUGGCAUGGCCGCCGCACUUCCCAAACCCAUCGACGCCGUCGUUGCUCGCGCAGCUGAUGCCUUCAACGCCAUCGCCGCCCUGGCUCACUCGAAUGACAACGUCGUUGCUCGCGCAGCCGAUGCCAACGCCGCCGAUGGUGAUGCUGUGGAGUCGUUCCCGUCUUCUCAAGUUGAGGAAGCCGAUGGCGCCGAUGGCAUUUUCUGCUGAGGACGGAUGACGCGGAGGAGAGUACUACCGCCUGGAGUAUCAUCGCCGUAAGCUUGCUGGGUACAUCGCAAUGUGAAUUUGGGUCUUCUGGCCGAU